This is a messenger RNA of Geosmithia morbida, 873 nucleotides long. Its product is annotated as Aldo/keto reductase, related to diketogulonate reductase. The coding region runs from base 1 to 873 and encodes 290 amino acids. The transcript has 4 exons. Gene Ontology annotation, molecular function: oxidoreductase activity. Lineage: Eukaryota; Fungi; Ascomycota; Sordariomycetes; Hypocreales; Bionectriaceae. The record is from RefSeq and is a predicted model, not a curated record.
AUGGCUCCAUCUACUCCGCCGCUCCUAGCGUCUCGAGUGACGCUCCCCAACGGGCUUGCAAUCCCCCAAGUCCAACUGGGUCUCUACAUGAUGUCGGGGGUGGAAGCCAAGAGAGCCAUCCCGUGGGCCCUAUCAGUGGGAUACCGCGCAUUCGACUGCGCGCAGAUGUACGACAAUGAGGCCGAGGCGGGCGGGGCGAUCACCAAGUUCCUCUCCAGCAGCGCUAACAACACGACGGGCCUCACGCGGCAGGAUAUCUUCUACACAUCCAAGCUGGCGAGUAACAGCGACUCGUACGACUCCGUGCGCCGGUCGAUCAGGCGAUCCGUGGACGUGUGUGGUCUAGGAUAUAUCGACCUCUUCCUUCUGCACAGUCCCUACGGAGGGCGGCACGCUCGUCUCGAGAGCUGGAGGGCUGUCGAGGAUUCCAUUGACGCGGGGGAGAUUAGGAUGGGUGGUGUGAGCAAUUACGGUGUCAAGCAUAUCAACGAACUUGUCGCCUCCAACCCACGUAUCAAACCCGUCAUCAACCAAAUUGAAGUCCACCCAUUCAACACGCAGACGGCCAUCAGAGAGACGUGCGCCGCAAACAACAUUGUCAUCGAGGCCUACGCCCCGCUCGCCAGGGGCAUGAGGAUGCGCCACCCGACCAUUGUCCAGCUGGCGGGCAAGUACACGUGCAGCCCUGCGCAGCUGUUCGUCCGCUGGAGCCUGCAGCACGACAUGGUGACGCUGCCCAAGAGCACGAAGCGCGAGAGGCUCGUUGAGAAUGCGAGUGUUGACUGGUUUGAGAUUUCGGCCGAGGAUAUGGCCGUGCUUGAUGGACUGGAUGAGAAACUCGUCACGGACUGGGACCCUACUGAUGCCGCUUGA